AUGUCUCGAGCAUUCACUGAACUCAUCGCAUUGUCCCGAUCGAGCAGGCACGUCAACAGGCAACAAGGUUUGUUGCCUGUACGCGAGAGCUAUGUGAGACCACAAAUAUGCGCUCAAUGUGCCUUGAACAUACGAAGAUGGAGACGUCAAGGCCCCAUACCACCAUCGCCACCUCAUAGACCUUUCAGCACGUAUCCAGCACUAUUUAAGAAAGGUGGCAAAGCAGCUCGUGAAGAGAAAUCAAGCACAUCUCCCACCAGUGCGAAAGGAAAUGCCGGCGGCACAGCCACGGACGACCCCUUCGACUUCACCACCCUCGAAGCCGAUAUCGCAUCUGCCGUGGAACGACUAAAGAACAACCUCUCGAGACUCCGAGCAGGUGGCCGCUUCAACCCUGAAGUCCUGGAGAAUCUACGAGUACAGCCGGAUAAAAGCAGUAACCAGACUGUGAAAUUGAGUGAUGUGGCUCAAGUGAUACCCAAAGGACGGGUGGUGCAAAUUAUGGUUGGGGAGAAAGAUCACAUAAAGCCCAUAACCACCGCCAUCCAAUCCUCCACCCUCUCCCUGACACCCCAAGCCGACCCCACAGGCACCAACCCAUUACUCCUGCUCAUCAACAUCCCGCCUCCUACAGCCGAGAGUCGGAAAGCCGUGGUCGACGAGGCUUCCAAAGCUGGCGAGAAAGCUGGAACGAGUCUGAGGGAUGCAAGGGGUAAACAGCAGAAGAAGCUAAGGGCGCUGCAGGUGGCGAAGAGUGCACGGCCGGAUGAUCUGAAGAAGGCGGGGACGUUGAUGGAGAAGGUUGUCGAGAAGGGGACGGGGGAGGUCAAGAGGAUUGUGGAUUCUGCUAGGAAGGUUUUGGAAAGUGGCUAG
Messenger RNA from Recurvomyces mirabilis, 873 nucleotides. RefSeq lists its product as uncharacterized. The record is from RefSeq and is a predicted model, not a curated record. Gene Ontology annotation, molecular function: ribosomal large subunit binding. The coding region runs from base 1 to 873 and encodes 290 amino acids. Gene Ontology annotation, cellular component: mitochondrion. Gene Ontology annotation, biological process: translation. NCBI's taxonomy places the organism in Eukaryota, Fungi, Ascomycota, Dothideomycetes, Mycosphaerellales, Teratosphaeriaceae. The transcript is spliced from 3 exons.